AUGUCGAAUCUUCUCUGCGAUAUCUGCAACACGAUUUUCAAGGGCCCUAAACGCGAGCAAUCUCGCGCUGGUGGAGCCCUGGCAGUAGUCAAGCACCUGAAAUCGCCUGAACAGCUCCAGAGUGGGAUCAAUACCGGAUGUGUUGUUUGUACCGGGCUUGCUCGACGUGUGGCGUCGAAAUCCGCCGGAUUAGAAACCUUGGGCUCGUUUAACUCUGGUUAUCUUCUCUAUGACUUUGGUCACCCCGGCCACGUUACAUUUCUCCUGACUUGGGAAAUUGAUGGUGAAGUGGAAAAUGACGCUCUAGAUUUCGGUCUACUUUCACUUAGUUCAGAUGCUGAACUUCAGCAUCUAUGUCAGCCAAAAAGCUCCGGCUUUGAAUCCGAUGCCACUGUUCAACUCAUGCAGAAAUGGCUUGAAACUUGCCUUGGCCGCCAUCAAAAGUGUGCACAACGCGGCAAGGAUAUUGAAGAAUUCCAACUUCCAACCCGGCUUCUCGACAUUGGGCUACUGGGAAGUAAGGGUUGUCGGCUAGUAUUGACCGACUCCAACUCCAUCUCUGGGGAAUACCUCACCCUCAGCCAUCGCUGGGGUUCAUCUCCGUUUCUACAGCUCAACUCAGAGACCAUGAGCGCCUUAACAGCGGGCAUACCGAUCCACGAGCUCCCGGCCACCUUCCAAGAUGCCGUCUUCAUUGCACAGCAGUUAGGCCAAGACUCUCGAGAAGACUGGAUCAGAGAGGCGCCCACUAUGCGGCAUGUUUAUGGCUUCGCUAUCAUCAACAUAGUGGCGGGUCACUCUAAUGGUCCCGAAGAUGGACUCUUCCCUCCACGAGACUUAUCCUCGAUUGAAUCAGCCAUUAUCGGAUCAAAAUGGGACGACCAGUCCGAGACAAACUAUCUUCUCUGGGAUGAGUCAGCUCUACAAGACGACUUUGAAUCCGCCCCUCUCACACAGCGCGGUUGGGUUUUCCAAGAACGACUGUUGGCGCCUCGGAUCUUGCAAUUCGGCAAGAGGCAGGUGUAUUGGAGAUGCUCAGAACUAUUUGCAAACGAAGCCUGGCCCCAGGGUGUUCGUUUUGCAACAGGCGAAGCCCUUAGAUUCGGCACUGACCUGGAUGCAUUGGAUCGGAAGGCUUGCAUGGAGAUUCCACCAAUUUCAAAAUGGCGCCAGGUGCCGGUCAACACUACAUCGCAGGAACCAGUUGCAGUAUGGGAGCGUCUUGUUACCCAAUAUUCCCAGACCAAGCUUACCUUUGGCGAGGACAAGCUAGUUGCCCUCUCUGGAGUAGCCAAGCUGUUCCAACAGAAGUUUAAAGAUCGUUAUCUCGCUGGUAUAUGGUGGUCACCGUUUGCGAGGCUUCUUUGCUGGAGUCGAGAUGAUCGCCAGGAGAAGGAAGCAAGGGCUCGACCGGAUUACCGUGCACCAUCGUGGUCGUGGGCGUCAAUUGAUGGGCCCAUCUAUUUCACUGCUCGAAUUCCGGCGAUGCUUCGUACUCUCCUCUUGGAGGAGUACUUGGUCGAAGUGGUAGACGCAAGUGUCGUGCCACUCGGGAAUGAUGAGAUGGCCCAAGUUCAAGGCGGACGAAUGACGGUGAAAGCAAGACUCUAUUCUUUCAAGGUCAUAUCGCAACAAGAAGACCAGUUGAAAUUUGAGAUAGAUGGCAAGGUCACCGAGGGCGGAGAGGGCACAUUUGUUCUUGACGCAGAACUCAAAGAUGAACUCGAAGACCAACAACUGUGGAUCAUGCCGACUAUGCUUGCUACCUUUAUGCGCCCGCCGUUGAAGGCGAGAGGGGAGUUGAGCUUUUCGGGCUGCAUGUAG
This is a messenger RNA of Fusarium keratoplasticum, 1824 nucleotides long. RefSeq names its product HET domain-containing protein. The transcript has 4 exons. The coding region runs from base 1 to 1824 and encodes 607 amino acids. NCBI's taxonomy places the organism in Eukaryota, Fungi, Ascomycota, Sordariomycetes, Hypocreales, Nectriaceae. The record is from RefSeq and is a predicted model, not a curated record.